GUUUGGCGGCAGUGAAGCUAACCGGCUAAGUGCUAGCUAAGGUGGAGGUGGCAAGUUGAAUAACUCAAUAACAAGGGGCCCACAGGGUGCAGAGCCACCAUGUUAAACGGGGGACACUUUGUGGAGGCGCUGGGACGUCUCGGUUACCCCGAUGCACCAUCGCUGAAGCCCUCCGAGUUUGACUGGCUGUUCGACUGUGCUCCGGAGAACCUCCACUUCCUGCGCUUCGUCUGUCGGUCCCUCAACCGCAACAAUGUCCUCACCGUGGAGGAGGCGCGGGCUUUUCAGGAUCUACGAAAGUCCGGCAAACCGAUUCUGGAUGAAGCAGCUUUGGGAGAGGUCCUUAAAACCAUUGGCCUUUCAGAUGGGAGCAGUGGUUCUUCCUCUUCGUCCUCUGGGUUUGCAGCGGAGGGCGAUCUGGCCGUGGAGGACCUGGAAGCCGAGCUCCAAGCGCUGCGUAAAGAGAGAGAGCUGAAGCAGCGACGCUUUAACAAGUUACAGGUGGUGGCCACCUCUCGGGCAGAUGUUGACCUGCGACUCGCUGCAGAGCUGGAGAAAGCUGCGUGUAAGCUUAAGGAGGCCAGCACUUCUAUCGGAGGUGAGAAUGCUGACACCAACACUCUGUUACAAAACCUAACGGAUGAGGUGAGGAAACUCGCUUCAUAUGUCCCUGCUCAGCCAGAGACUGUGGCUCCAUCACGCUCCUCAAUCUCCAAAAGGGCCCCAGUCCUCCUUUCUCAGCUGUCCUUGGAUCCUUAUCUGCACCAGGAGGAGCUCAACACCAAAACACUAGCUGCCUUCACCCAGAAGCAUUUCUUCCAGGGCAUCUCUGACAUUGUUGAGACUUCUUGCUCUGAGCGCUUCCAGGUCCUCGACCUCAGCUCCUGUGAAGAUGGAGAGGAGGACAAGGAGGAGAAAGCGAGGGAAGAGCACGAGGGAAAAGAGAAGGAGGCCCGGGUGGUGGAGCGCAGGAGGACGGAGAUGGCCAGACUUCAAUGGUCUCAUAUCGUGACCCAACAUCAACUGAUGCAGGCACUGGCAGAGGAGAAGAGUGUCGAGGCUGGACUGGAUUGGCUGUCAGAGCAGUCAGCUCAUACUAAGAGCAUUUCCACCUCCUCCUCGCUACAUGUGCGUGAAGUGGGGUCCAGGAAGCAGCUGCAGGCUGUGGAGGCCGAGCUGGAGGCUCUGCUUCAUGGACCAGUACCUGCUGCACUCAGGGAGUCAGCCAGGCUCAUUAAUGUGCCUGUAGUGAGGGGAGACCUGGCUCUGCAGCUGGCCAGGCAGGACUACUACACCUCCAGACAGGAUCAGGUUCGUGACUACCUUCUCCGUCAGAAGGCCUCCUUUGACCUGGUCCUGCUGGCUCAGCAGAUGGAGCAGAGGAGGUGGAGGAUGUGUCUGAAGCACCUGGGAGAAGUGAACAGCAGAAUGGGAGAGGAAGGUGAAGCAGCAACUCUCAGGAUUGAGUCCCUGGCAAGUCCUGACCUGGCUAUCAACCCCAGGAAGAACCCGAUCAUCAGCUGCAGGGAUGCAGCCUUCAGCAGACUGCUCCAGAUCCUCAACCACGAUUCAGAUCAAGGCCGAUCGGAGCCUUUCCGGACGUACGAAGCCUUGGACCAGGCCGCCCGUGACCUGGCAGGAAACCUCCAGGUGACCCGAGACGCCUUAGCUGGUGCCGGCCGCGAACAGCGCUACACCACUGCCCGUCUGAACGGCGACAGUGAGGCGCUUCACAGGGCCAUGUACACAGAGCUCCAGCAGCUGGUCCUGGGGCCGCAGGUAUGUCCAAUGGCCACCACAGAUCAGGAGCUGCUCUGCCCCAAUGCACAGGAGCUGACAUCCAAGCUUGUGGAAGCAGAGUCACAGCUGCAGAGUUUGCAGAACUUGAUGCAAGAAAUCAUGGGGGAGGUGAAAGCCAAACGCUCUCAGCUGGAGCGCAAUGCCCUCCUGAGGCGGGAGAGACAGUUAUACAUCUUCUUUCACUUGGACGCCCGACUGCUGCAGAAAAUAGUGGAAGAUCUGGAGGGCAAGAUGCCUGCGAAGAGGGGACAGCGAUAGUCAAACGAACAAGAACGGAUGAGGAGAUUUAUUUUAGUCAACUCAAACUCUGUGGAGUCUUCGUGCAACAGGAGGCAAACUGUCUAAUUGAAGCUGGAAGAGAUGCUGGUUGGAGAAGCACACCGUGUGCCUUCAGUGGAGCUUUACUUAUUAAGCCCUGCUCUGUGUGAAACUGAACGUUCUCUCAGUUUGUCUCGGAGACGGAGAUCGAUCCCUGAUGUCCUCACUUGACUCUUCUUUGCUCAACUUGGGAAAAAGUUUGGUUUUAUAAGAACGUUGUUGCUUAUACCCUAACUGGGAUUCUGUAUGUCCAAACAAAGAAUUUUCCGUUAACUAAUCCCAGAAAAAUGUUGGAAUUCAUUGUCUCUUUGUUUCAAGUCAUGUGAUGAAUAAAUUAAAAUGUAAAUCUUAA
Molecule: messenger RNA, 2470 nt
Organism: Limanda limanda (common dab)
Lineage: Eukaryota; Metazoa; Chordata; Actinopteri; Pleuronectiformes; Pleuronectidae
Gene: haus3
Product: HAUS augmin-like complex, subunit 3
Exons: 6
Coding region: 100-2058 (652 amino acids)
Biological process (GO): centrosome cycle; spindle assembly
Cellular component (GO): mitotic spindle; HAUS complex; centrosome
Source: RefSeq, a predicted model, not a curated record